GUGACUGCAACAACGUUUGUCUAGUGAACGGCGCGGAAAACGCGAGGUAGUCGCGCUUUAGUCCAGGAAGUGUUUUGAUGCCGAAGAGGAUUACCUUUCCCGCGUUAUCGCUUCUCUUCGUAGGAAUUAAGCGCGAAUCAUAGGAAUGCGGAAGUAAAUGAAGAAGAACACGGAUCGAUGAUUAUGGAUCACGUUCCUUGUAUCAAAAUGCAUCGAUGGGACGAACAUGACUGGAUUAUUGUUUGUUUGUUUAUUGAUCUUUACUCGUGCGGUUGCAGGAUUUCGUCUACCCGCGGCCAAUGAAAAACGAGUGAGAAGAUUGAUACGUGAUUGGGCGCCUCUAGUAUGGCUCGCUCCAGGAGAACGAUUCUUACCCCUUGGUGUAACUGAAUUUCUCGAUAACGUACAGUCAGAUCAAAAUUAUCUUCGCACUAGAAUAGACAUAGAAUCCUUAUUAAGGAAUCAAUCGUCUUUUUUAUAUGGUCGGAAACCCGCUGGAACUGUGCCUGUCUACGCUCUUGUGAAAAAAUGCGUUUCCAAAGAUGCGUGGCUACGCAUGAAAAAAACUAAACGGACAUCUAAGAGCGAACAGAACACUUUAACGUUGCCACAGGAUUCUGGACUUUUGUCUCAACGACAAUCUAAUGAUGACAAUGAUUUAAGAACACAGAUUGCAUUGCGAGAACGAAUGCAACAGACGAAAACAGAAUCGCGGUUCGAAAAAGUCAAAGAGAAGAAUGAAUGUCGAAAAGUGCACUUUCACGUGACCUACUGGAUGUUCUACCCAUUUAGCGAGGGAAAAAUGAUCUGCGUAUUAGAUCUUGGGUUUUUUGGCAGUUGGCCGAUACCUACUAUGGGUGGCAUGUGCAUAGGCACGCUCAAAGAAUACGGCAGUCACAUCGGAGAUUGGGAACAUAUGAGUCUUUACUUCAAGGAUAACGAGUAUCCUCUGGCGAUGUAUGUAUCAGCCCAUGACGCCGGUGCAUUUUAUCGAUAUGAUCCACGAAAUGGCACUUUUGUUUAUGAAAGUCAGGAAACUAGAAAAGGUCUCUUCCAAAAGCCGAUUUUUCCUGAAAAAGUUUAUACCGCCAAUGGCUCGCAUCCGAUUUUAUUCAGUGCGCGCGGCUCUCAUGGGCUCUGGACAGCUCCGGGAAAACACAAAUUUGUACGUGUUCCACGUCUAUAUGAUGAAAGCGGAUUCGGGACUGCCUGGCCGACAUGGAAAAAAUUAGAAUUACUCUUGGAAGAAGACAACGAGCCUUUACCAGGCUGGAUGACUUUUAAAGGCAAAUGGGGCAAUCCCAGCAGUAACUGUCAUCCGUUAGCAAAAUUAGGUUUUAACAUUUGCGAAUUUGUAGACGGUCCAACCGGAAUUCCUAUGAAAAAAUUCAAUUUUCGAUGUUGAGAUUUACUGUCGUUUGAAUAAGAACCGACAAAUCAUGUUUUGCUGUUGAUUCAAUUUUAUGAAUCCGAUAGCAAUAUGAUAGUGUAUGUAAAACUAGUGAUAAAUUAUUGAAACUUUGACAAAGAUGCCAAAUGUUAUUGAUAAGCCACAAGAAAAUUUUAUCGUUUUAUUCAAAUAAUUUUUUCUUUAAUCUUAAUUUCUUUUAACGAAUACAUAAA
Messenger RNA from Camponotus floridanus (Florida carpenter ant), 1623 nucleotides. RefSeq lists its product as uncharacterized. Lineage: Eukaryota; Metazoa; Arthropoda; Insecta; Hymenoptera; Formicidae. The record is from RefSeq and is a predicted model, not a curated record. The transcript has 5 exons. The coding region runs from base 227 to 1405 and encodes 392 amino acids.